AUGGAAGAUAAUAGCCUGACAGGGCACAAAUCAUACAAAAAAGAGGGAAAAACGAUCCUUCUUCCAAAAACAGAUCAAACUCGAAAACUUAUAACUCGAAUAUUGACGAAACUAAAAAAAAGAAGAAAACCCCCUUCAGCGUUUAGUUCUUAUAUUACUAAAUCAGAUAAUUCGUUUAAUGCCGAUGAAUCUUGUGAUUUAUUGAAUCAACUAAAAGACGUUUUAUUAGUUUGUGAAUUGCAAGGAAUAAAUUUUGCACAUAAAUCUCCUUAUGCGUCACGAGAUCCUUCUCCAAAUCGUUCACGUACACCAUAUCCUUCCAAUCAAAAAAAAAGUCCUGGGAUUCUUGAAAUUAUUUUGGAAAUUUUGCAUGACAUGGUCCAAAAUGAUUGUCGAUAUAAGGUCAUGAAUCCAAGACUUGCUCGCCCACCUAAUGCUUUACAGGCAAUUAUACUGGAUGUUGCACAUCUUUUGAUCAAUCAAAAUCCACAUUCAUCUGGUUGGUUAUACGAACUGGGUAUGACAUUAAUCCCUGGAUUCAAUUGCUUCAGUGACGCCUUACGUUCGAGGCUAUUAAAAUUUUAUAGCGAUUUUUUGAUUCCUCAAUUAAUCUCUUUACAAAGCGGUCACAUUAAUACUGCUGUAUCAAAACUUUUAUCUAAUAAUGUUAACUCCACCGUUAAUUAUUUGACUGAGAAUGAGAAUUCUUCACAUAUAAACAUCACCAUAAAUGCUGAUGAGACAUCACAUGUACCGAUCGAUGUUGACAAAUUAAAUAUUGAAAAUUUAUCAAAGACAAACCUGGACUUUUCCGAUAACGAUCACGGCGUAAAAUAUAGGCCGACCCUUAAACGAUUGUCUAUUUCAUAUUCUGGUGAUUUAUUUGUCGAUGCUUAUUAUACUGAUUCACUUUUCACACCACUUUUAUUUUCGAUCUUUCAAUUUAUUACUAUUGAGGAGUCUUCUCUAGAAACAUUGUAUCAAAUGCACCGUACUUUUGGAAUAAUGAUUCAUCAUAAACCAGGUUUAUAUUAUGAUAUAAUGGAAAUAAUAGCUUAUGGUGACGUAAAAAGUCGCAGACUUGCUUUGAAUAUUUUAUUUUAUUUUUGGUGUAAUAGUACUGGACAUCCUUCUGUUGGUAAAGUUUUACCAAGUGUUGGGUAUACGGAGGAUUUACGUUUAAAAGAAAAUAUCAUGAAUCAGGGUAUUUUAGGAAAGACAAGUAUAAAUCAAAAUGAACCUUCAAAUAAUGGUGAAGAUAAUAUCCAUCUCCACCAACUCUUUCCACAUCUAUUUCUCAAUGAUUUGGAUAUGUACGCCGGAAAAGAUGAUACAAAUCAUCCUAACACAUGUGUACAAUGUUUAAAACCUGUAUUUGAGUUUGGUUUACGCUGUUGGGGUUGCAAGUUAAAUAUUCACUUUAGAUGUUAUAAUUUGUCCUAUGGUGGAUUCCAGGCAGAGUAUCCUUUGGAUUCUGGAAUUCAUAAAUUGGCUACCCCUAGAUAUUGCGAUAUCGUUCAUAGCACUAGAGAAUGUAUCUUUAAGGGAUGCUUUCAUGGCAAUAUUACAGAUGCUCCAAUUAUCUCAGAAAACAUUGCCGACCAUAAAUUCCAUCUUAUCAACCUUUUUACCUUAGCAUUGUGUAUGGUUUGUCAUUUGCCUUUAUGGGGUGUGACACAUCAAGGAUAUAGAUGCGAAUUAUGUAAUCGGUUUGUUCAUUUAAAUUGUAUGAACUCUAAACAUUUAGAGACAAAGGCUCGUUGCAAAAUAUCUGCUAUGUCUGAAAGUGAUGUGCUUAUUGAUCAUGAGGAUUUGUGUCAAGAUUUCUGUAAAUAUUUUGAUCUCAUAUUGAUUCCAGAACAUUCGAUACCGAUACAUACUUACGAAGAGUUAUCCAUGAUGCUCACAAUUCUGCAGAUACAAGAUAAUAUUAUGCAGAAUGGCAUAUUGGCCGGCUGUCUUGUAAUCAAGCGAAAUAGCUAUAAUCCUCUAUCUUCAACAUCAGAAAAUUUUGAGAAAUUUGAGCUACAAGAAACCAUCGAUCUAUACAAAUCAUAUUUAGAAAAUGGCAAAUUGUCUUUAUGUUCAUUAUCAGCCGAAUAUUGGAAUUCUAUUAAAAAGAAUCAUUAUUCAUGGAUGAUGUCAUGUGAAUACUACCUUGCUCAUAUAGCUUCGGCAAUAAAGUCACCAAAUUAUUUUCAACCUUCAGAACAAGGUUACGUUGAACGACACUUGAGUGUAUAUAGUGCAGAUGCAAAUAUUGCUUCGCCAGAGGAUACUUCAAAUAUUCCAGAUAGAGUCUUAACUACACAUGAGUUAAUUAAAUGGGUUCAGGAAAAUGCUGGAUUUCGUAGUAGCUUUUCAACAAAAGUAUUUUUACAACAACUUGUUAAUGUUGGAUUUAUUGAAAGGAUUGACGGACGUCCGAUAUUAUUUUGUGAUAAUGAUGAUCCCGAAAAAAAUAUAGUCGAAUGUUCACUUCCUCUACCGUUCGCGGCUGAAUACUCUUCAACGGUCGAAAUUCUUUUAACGGCAAUUUCUUCAUGCUUAUCAGAUGUAAAUAUAUCGAUUAACGAAUGUGGGUUUCUUUUCAUGGUACGACGUUGUUGGCCUGGUCCUUUCAUGUCCAAAUAUGUUCUAGAACGAUUGAUUUAUUCAAUUAUUGAAUGGAUGUGUGACGAAGAUGAGAGAUUAUUGAUAAUUGGGAAGGAAUACACUACUGCACGACGAAAGUUACCAGGAGUUCGUGAUGAAAUGGAAGAUAAUCGGCAGCAAGGGUCACACUUGCAAUAUCCUACUGGUGGUGGUGCUUACGUGAUAAGUCGUAGAAUGUUAAAAGAAAAAUACAUUUUACGAUGGUUAUCUGCAGUUCACGAAUUGAAUGAAGAAUUAUUUUGUGAUAUUAUUUAUAGUCAGACAAAAAUGGUUUAUGAAAAUCAAAAUCAACAGGAGGAGAUUGAUACAAAUGAAACCGAUUUUCAAUUUCAUGAUCGCAUUCUCAAAUGUAUAAUUAGACUUUGGAAUGAAGGCCUGCUUUUUACUUCCUUUGACGAAAUAGUUUCCCGAUGGUUAGACGAAGUUUAUCAGAUAAUGAAAAAUCAGUCACAGAAAUUCAUAGAAUUACGGACUUUGAAUAAAGUUUUUGGUCCAGUAAAGUCCACUUCUAAACGAAAUAAUCAAGUGGAUCAAAAUAUGGCCUCUGAAAGUAGUAAUGUUAGCAUUGACCCUAUAGACAUAAUUACUAAAUUAUUUAUUAAAAAUAAUGAUGCCCAAUUUUCAAGAGCCUUGAAAUGGAUGGAAUUGAUGGUGCGUGCUGGAGUUGGUCUUCCUGGCACAAUAUUUUCGGAUUAUCUUUCGAUGUUAUCGCCAACACUUGAUCUGUACACAACUUUCUUGCAAAUUAUUUGGUACCAGGUUAUGACUGGUCUAGGAAAUAUUAUUCAACGAGGUACUAUUCUUAAAAUUAUAUCCGAUGUCAAUGAAGCAGCCUUUGACAAGAUAAGAAAAAUUGGUAAAAAAGGACCCAUCACAGAAAUUGCAAG
Molecule: messenger RNA, 3542 nt
Organism: Scutellospora calospora
Lineage: Eukaryota; Fungi; Glomeromycota; Glomeromycetes; Diversisporales; Gigasporaceae
Source: the annotation of a GenBank genome assembly